AUGGUCUCCGUUCUAUCGCUAAUGAUCAAGGACACAAAAACGAUAUUGAAGACCGUUAACAAGCUACGCGAUGUGCUAGACCACACUACAACGGACCAUUUGCGUCUUGUGUCUCCCGUAUUGCGACUUCCUUUCGAGCUCUUGUCUGAGAUCUUCGUUCUCAGCGCUGAGCAAACCGUCCGCACUACUCUUCAUAGGAACCACAUCCCCUACUUUCAUCGCACGUACAGGGUUCAAGCGGAAGCGUCUGGCGCGCUCAAUGUCGCCCAGGUCUGUCGGAAGUGGCGGGAGGUGGCGCUAUCCACUCCGAGCCUGUGGAACGCAAUUCUUCAU
Molecule: messenger RNA, 333 nt
Organism: Coniophora puteana RWD-64-598 SS2
Lineage: Eukaryota; Fungi; Basidiomycota; Agaricomycetes; Boletales; Coniophoraceae
Exons: 1
Molecular function (GO): protein binding
Source: RefSeq, a predicted model, not a curated record